Molecule: messenger RNA, 4983 nt
Organism: Dermacentor albipictus
Lineage: Eukaryota; Metazoa; Arthropoda; Arachnida; Ixodida; Ixodidae
Gene: Naa60
Product: N-alpha-acetyltransferase 60
Biological process (GO): N-terminal peptidyl-methionine acetylation
Cellular component (GO): Golgi membrane
Molecular function (GO): histone acetyltransferase activity; protein-N-terminal amino-acid acetyltransferase activity
Source: RefSeq, a predicted model, not a curated record
UUUUCUGCCUAGGUGUCGCUAACGUCGCUUUCGGCCAGGUGAAAUUUUGGAAUGGUCUCAAUGUUGGGUUGUCGUUUUAGGAUGUCUGCAUUUAUCGAGGGCCCACGAUAUCUACCUUUCUGCACGCACAGCCGUGCCUUAUGAUCCAAAGCCAGCCGGUCGACUUCCGCUGCGACCUGUGUGUGACAAGCAGGCGAGCUGUGGGGCACAGCCUGCAUGCUGGGAGUCGUGCCCCUGGCGAGUGACAGCAACGUGCAGCUCCGGUUCCUGGCACCUGAUGAUGCCCCCGAGGUGCGCCGACUCUGCACCGACUGGUUCCCCAUUGAGUACCCAGAUUCCUGGUACCAUGACAUCACCUCCAACCCCAGGUUUUUUGCCUUGGCAGCAAUGUAUGGGGGCCGCAUCAUUGGCCUCAUUGUUGCCGAAAGCAAGGCGCAGUCCCAGUGCAACCGAGAAGAUGCAGGACUCCUGGCCACAAACUUCCCGCCCUCUGCACAGGUUGCCUACAUUCUCACCCUGGGGGUGGUGCGCGAGUGCCGGCGCAAUGGCAUAGCAACACUCCUGCUAGACAGCCUGCUUGCGCACCUGUCCCAGCAGCAGCCACAACCCGGCUGUGGUGCCUGCAAGGCUGUCUACCUGCACGUGCUGGCAUCCAACACGUGUGCCAUCCAGUUCUACGAGCGGCGCUGCUUCCGGCCACAUGCCUUCCUGCCCCUGUAUUACUCAGUCCGGGGUGCACCCCGUGAUGGAUACUCAUAUGUGCUCUACAUCAAUGGUGGCCACCCACCCUGGACACUCCUAUAUCCUUUUCAGACUAUGGCAUUGCAUGGGCACUUGUGGGCCUGCUGUGGUCCAGCCAGAACCUUGAUUAAACAUACUUUUUGUGCCUUAAGAGCCAAAGCAGAUAAGCAGUUGGUCCAAUCGAUCCACUCUGCAGUUUGUGAACUAGUUCCUGCUGUACUACAUUUCUGAUGAAUGCAUGGAAUGCUGUGAACUCGUCCUGCGUAAAGCCUGCUCUGAGUGAAAUGAGUGGCAACAUUGUAGACGCUGCCACAUUGAAGUGGUACAAUAAAUAGCGAAGUGCAGCACCUUGUGAACUAGUUCAGAAAGUGCAGGCGAAUCAAAUGGACCUAAUAACACGUCAAACUGUGCAGGAUUUAAAAUAAUUAGCAUCCGCUGGGCAAACGUUUGAGGUAGCUCGCAUGCAUUGGCCCUUUUCCACGGCCAGCACGUUGCAGUAGUCGUAGCAACCCCUUAUAUUUGUUUAAAAUUGAAUUGUAUAAAAAAACCUAGAAAUAUGAUUAGAUUAUUCAAUUCAUAUUCUGCAUUUCUAUCAUCCACACACCAAUAGUGAAUGUGCCAUUCAGCACAUCAAUUCCGCACAUGUAGAGGUACAGACUGGCUGCACCAUUUUGAAAAAUGGUGGUAGAUUGAGAAAAUCAGUACAUUAUUCUUGUGUAGCAACCAGCAGUUGCAGUGUUGGACCCAUCGAUGCUGAAGUGUUGUUCAUUUAGUAGAAGACCAGAGACCAAUUUUGCAAUGGCCAUGGUUCAUUUGAGCUCUCCUUGACUUGUGCCCGCACGGACUACAUCAAGCACUGGAGCCAGAAGGUGUCCCGGCUGGAAGUGUGUGCACUGCCCAAGCAGCUGCUGCGCAUGGUGGGAAAGCUCUUCUCCAGGCUGUUCUCAAGGGUGUAUGUGUCACACAAGUAGCAACCGUGCCUUGCCCCAUCCCAAAAGACUGCAGCCCAUCAUUUGGGCACAAGACUGUUGUUGAAUUUCUCUUGGUGUUCUGCCUCUCUUUUCACUAAGUUGAAGAAAAAAAAAAGUGAAUGCUCAUUUCAAUGCAGUGCCGACACUGAGCAAAGUGUUGUUUUUUUACUUCUGCAACAACCUCGUUCCUCAUGCAUUCACGAAAAGACGUGUGUGGGUGCUGUGCUGGGCCCUACGCUGUGCCUUGGGUUCUCCAGUCAAGUGCAGCUGCUGUGUACAGACUUCUUUCUUUUUAUGUGCCUUAGCUGUGUUGCUAAGGCUAGUACGGUGGCAUUUUUGCUUUGCAUGUUUCUCGAUUUGUGCAAAAGCAAGUGAAUGUGACAAACGGUGCUGGAAGAAGCUUGUGGAGACGUUGAGCUACUGAACAUUGUGCCAGCAUUAGACUAAACGAAUAUGAACACCACUCCUUGUCUAAAGGUAGAUUUUGCAUGUCCCCAGUGGAGAUGCUCUGACUGAGCAUUGCUUGCAUUGCCUCACUUUAAUAUAGCACACUCAUCGUCUGAACAAAAUACUAUACCUCCACACACAGCACACCUUACACACCCUAGUGCAAGCAACAAACAAAAAGACGCAAAGGCCGGCUAAACCAUACCUUUUGCAAUAGGGUGUACUCUGUGAGCAACAGUCGAUGUACCACAAAUUCUGCAGGGCCUGGGAGAGCUACCAGUGAAUUCUGGUUUAUUGUGGAAACUGUGCUCCUUAGGUGUAAGUGUGACAUUCCUCCACAAAUUAGCGGACAUGUGGAGAAAGCCAGCAACAGAAGAAAAUGAGCAAAGUGUUGUGCACGCAAAAGCUGGCUGUGGCUCGUCAGAAUGCAGAAAAAGCCACAAUUAUGCAUUUUGGUGAAAUCUUUGCAGCAGAAGCCAAAAAUUUGUGGCAGGGCCUUUCCACAACUACCAGAAGUGUCACCUGUACUGCUGGUUCCUCAUUAGCAUUUUCCUCUGCAGUGUAAGAAUAGGCAACAAGUGCUGCCAACUGUGGCCAAAAAAGUGAGAUGUGACUAUGCUGCCAACACAGCCACGGUGGAUAGCUGCUUCAGUGUGACAUUUUUUUAUGCACAUUUAUGAUGCGCGACAUCUCAACAUUGGAUCUGUGAACAUUGGAAUUUGAGCAUUUUGUUUUUCAUUACUAAAUAUAUGUCUCAGCUGUUCAAGCAGUGUGUUAUUCUUUCACAAGAGCAAAUGUAAUGGCAUGUAGCACAUACUGUGCUUCAGAAACUCACUUUGUUAUCAUAUGUCUAACAAAAUUGUUAUGGCUAUUUGUUCAAAGUUAUAUUUUUCGUGUCCCCAUAAUCAUCGGCGAUGGGUGCCAUUUUGCUUCAGCUUUGUUAAACCCAACAUGAUUAUGCAUGUAACAAAACACUGUUUUAAAAAAAAGACCUUGAAAAAUGCCUCUUAACAUAUUUAAGCAAUGAGAAAGUUUUUAUUUUCGAAUUACAAUUCCACACUUUCUGCUUCAACUACAUGCAUUUUCAUCCCAGCAUUAAUAAUAUUAAACAUGCACGUGUGGUUUAGCUCCUAAAAAAAUGGCAUUAAGAACAUGGCCUUGGCAAUCAUUACUGUACCUAUGCCACAGGGACAAGGUCUAUUCUAUACUAUUACACUCGUGGCACACAAUGCUUCAUCUGUCAUUACCUUUGUUUUAGUUUGUUUCAAUAUAAGUUUUAGCGUCACUUGCAUACACUCAUUUGGCUGCAAAAUGUGAGGAGAUAAGUAUAAAUAUAAGAAUAAUACUUCUGAUUGGAGCUGCACUGCAAGUUUGAAUAUAUAAAGUGUUUUAGUAAACCGAGCUGGAAAAAAAGACGGCUGGGUGUUUUCGGUAUCAGUACAUCUUCAUGUAGAGGGUUCACAUUUUUUCACAAUGUCUUGCACAUCCAGCAUAUAUUUCAAGUGCCUGGAUAGGUGCUUUUCACUUAUGCUAGACAUGAAGUUCUCAUAUAUGACAUUCCUGUAGAGAGUUCUCGCAUGAAGUCCAGAUUUUUUAAACCUGACAGAAAGAAUCGAAAGUUUAUAAUACAUUCUGCAGCUGUAUGGUUUUCAUGAUCCUGGAGACGCAAGUAAUGUAAUUGGUGCCUGAAGGGGCACGUGGGUGCCCAUACAACCUGACUCCAUGGCUCUCGGAGCAAGUUAUCUGUUGAAGCACUUAUGACUUCACAGGCCAUUAAAGGAAUCGGCAUAAGGGCUUGCAGUGAAAGGGAUACCUGAAACAUCAGCACGUCUGCUGCAAAAGGUUUAGUGGAUGAACGUAUGGUUCAGUUUCGAAUGUACUCUCCUGCCGCCAAAGCUGUCUCAUGUGCUGCUUUAACAGCCUGUCAUAGUAAAGUCAAAGUGUGGUAUCUCUGUUACACAGGUAUAUCACUCCCAAUGGAAUGUUGGCUUAAAAAAGCAAGUUUGAAUACUGCAAGCAUCGAGCCUUGUCAACAGCGCAGCAUCGCCCUCAUUUUCAGUUCAGUGCAUUGUCCGGAACACGGCUUACCCAGGGAGGUGACACGUGAUGCAUUAAUAAGUCAACAAGGUAUUUAUGCAGUGCAUGUUGAGAGACAAAGCUGAGGUGUGUCCGAAUGCAUUUGAACUUCGUUAUAGCAAUCGCAUUUGACGUGAAGAUACCUUUGUUAUUUCUGACAUUCGUUAUAAGCAUACAUCUGUGAAAAAUACCUGCAAAUUUUAUAUUUAUUUCAUUAUGUCCGGUAAUUCAUUAUACUAUGCUUCGACUGUACCAACAACUGUGCCUUGCAGGUUCACACCAUGUUCAAGUAACCUGAACCCCAUGCCGGUAAUAGACUGAGACUUCAUUUGAAUCCAUUCUGCACACUCCAUUACCAGAGGCAUGAAAGAGAACACUCCAAACAAGUAGGAGCUGAGCUUUGGUCUGCUUGUCCGGCUUAGUUGUGCAUCUGGUGGAAUAGGAUCAUAACUCUUCUACACAUUCCUGUCGCGUACAUUAUCAUGGAUGAAGUGCAAUAUAUGUUGCAGCAUUAUUUAUUGACCAGUGUGUUGUGGUGAAAGCACACGAACAAGCUCUCGCAAUGUGAGGGAAGGGUCUGUUUUUUUAUAUUUCUUACAAACUUUUGUGUUACCCUUCCCACCAGCGAGUUGUGUGGUAUGCUAGUUGUUUGCAGUGUGAAUGACACCAUAGUGACUGACAAGGCACAUUGCUGUUUUAUGCAACAGAUGCAGAUGUUUAAGCAAAUAAAAGCUUGUGAAAGUUCUCA